AUGUCAGAGAUAACGAAUGUGGGAGGUGUUGAGGACAGAAAGAUGAAGCGCAGGCUUGAGGAGCCGGCGGACCGGGAAGAACAUGAAACUGAGGAACAUUUUCUGUCUCUGAGACUCGGCAACAACGCCGACAUGUCGAAACCUUUGAAGGUGUCGAAACCUUCUGGUGGUUUUGGCAAUCAUCAGAGACCAGAAGGAAGGAGGAAGGAGUUUAAGUGCAGGUACUGCAUGAAGAAGUUCAAAAGCUCGCAGGCUCUGGGAGGUCACCAGAAUGCACACAGGAGAGAGAGAGUUAUCUGGAGGAUGGAGAAGGAGCUCAGUACUUUUGGACACCCUCAUUUGUGUCCCUGUUCCUCCAUUAUCACUAACAAUAAUCUUCCCAUAUUACCCUCUCGUGCUUCUUCUUCAGCCUUCAACCCUCAUUUUCAUCACCAUCAGAGUCACUGUCAUGUGCCUUAUUGGACUCAAUAUCAUCAAGGCCAACCCAAACCUAGUUUACCCUAUGUGAUGAACACUUCUGGGAAUCGAAAUGUUGAGGGAAAGAAGCCUGCUGUAUCCUCCUCAUCAGGUCUCGACUUGUCCCUCAAACUCUGA
Neltuma alba is the source of this 594-nucleotide messenger RNA. RefSeq names its product zinc finger protein KNUCKLES-like. Lineage: Eukaryota; Viridiplantae; Streptophyta; Magnoliopsida; Fabales; Fabaceae. The record is from RefSeq and is a predicted model, not a curated record. Gene Ontology annotation, biological process: negative regulation of abscisic acid-activated signaling pathway. The transcript has a single exon. The coding region runs from base 1 to 594 and encodes 197 amino acids.